This is a messenger RNA of Saccostrea echinata, 4161 nucleotides long. RefSeq lists its product as uncharacterized. The transcript is spliced from 6 exons. Gene Ontology annotation, biological process: regulation of apoptotic process. The record is from RefSeq and is a predicted model, not a curated record. Lineage: Eukaryota; Metazoa; Mollusca; Bivalvia; Ostreida; Ostreidae. The coding region runs from base 455 to 3967 and encodes 1170 amino acids.
AAUGGCGGACAAUUAACUAAAAACUGAAACCGACCAGGAGGUCGUAGUUUGCAGUGAAGCUAGAGGGAGGCUCUUUUAAAGCAAAGCAUUUUAUCUAGCAUUGAGACUGCUGGUGUCCAGGGAUUAAAACUUUACCUAUCAAUUGUAACCAGACUUAAAUACCAAACUAUGCUACCCCACACGGACUAAAGGGAAAAACGGUCGGGGCCCAUAGCAGUACAUUAUGUUGAAAUUUUUAUUUGUGGACUGGCAUACCCAGGAAGCGGAGUUCGAUUAACGCUAGACCCCCGACAAUAGCCAAAUCAAAUGUGCAAACCCCGAGCAAACAGUCUGAUGUGGUUUUAAUUGAUCUUUUUGGGGACUUUUUAUAUAUGCACAAGAUGUCACCCACGAAGAUGGGAAUCGUAGUGCUUCAGAAUGCUUUUGGAAUCUCUAGGAGUUUGUUUCAGUGAGAAUGAGGGGUUCGCAAAGGAGGCUCGCGAGCCUCCCGGCUCUUGCCCCGAGCAUACCGGCUGCUUUUGUAAAUGCACCAACUGUGCCUCCUAAACCAGCUUCUUCCCCAAAUCAGGAAAGUACGACGAAGUUUCAAGGACAUUAUGAAACUGAAUUCAUCAUGGCGAACAUGGACCAGGGCUGGGCAGCCAAAUUGCUCAACCCCGACAAGGACAGGGAAAACCUCGCCCGUGUCUGCUGGAUGUUACAUGACGUUGGCACCCACUCUCUUCGAUCCGUCUUUGACAGCAUCCACCCUCCUCUCAAUCUCAAAGAUCACUUAGCGCAACCUCAUAUUCGUACCGUUCUCCAACGACUUCACGAGCAGGGUGUUCUUGACGAUAAACAAUGGAAACUCUUGUAUCCGACAAAGAAAAAGCAUACGACUUCACAGCAGUACGACAGUCGGACACUGGCGACCCUGCUGCAGACGAUCUGUCACCUAUGUCCUCCAUAUCCAAAUGGAUGGUCUGCUGCUCCACUCUCGGCUGAUAGCAGUCUUAGUGCUGAUAUUGUCAGAUUACAACUGAUGUUCCAACAUGUCGCUGAAAUGAAAACCAUCUCCAUCGAGGAAUAUACUUCCAUCUGGAAACAAAUUAGAGAGGUGCUUCUACGACUUGGUGGGCCUCCUAUCAGAGUAAGACUACAUCGUAUCGAAAACGAGGUUCUGGAUGCUGAGAUGCAGACUCACUACAUCAACAAAGUGCAUGAGAGCUGGGGCUCCAACCACAAGCGCUUAGCCUUUUCACCCAAAUCUUCGAGUUCCAGAAACACAAAAGGGAAAACUAAACGCAAAAACAAUGCAGAGCAGGAAGGUAUCCCUCCAGAGGACAAGGCAGUUUUGAUGAAAACUUACAAACUCUUUGUGGACAAUAUUCAAGCAGAAGACAUCAUCGAUCGUCUGCAACAAAAUCAAGUCAUCAAAUUCAGCGAUCGGCAGGAAAUUUUUGCCCUCAGUAAAAGACACGAAAGGAUGCAACUCUUAUUGGAUAAGAUCUUGCAUUCUAAACUCUCCUAUGCAUUUAAAGCUUUGACAGAUUCAAUCAAGUUUAAAUACAAGAAAAUCCAUGAGACUGUCGUGCAGAUACGUAAAGAGACCUAUAAACAUGGAAUCCGAGAGACUGUUGAUGUCGUGGGUGUUGUGACAACUGCACUUACCAACUUCUACAAAAAUAACUACAGCAAAUGCUCUCCAUUCCCGUGGAACGAGAGUAUCACCUGCAAUAUCCGCGACAUGUACACACCUCUUGAAAUCAUGGACCAGGACGGAAAGCGACUUCACCUGAGUGAGUUUCUUCCACCAGUGACCUCGGUUGGAAAAGGCCAGCGAAUUCUUCUCGAGGGACCAAGUGGUAGUGGUAAAACCAUUCUGAGCCAUAUGGUGGCCUACAUGUGGGCAACUCAGAGGAGCUACUUCAAAAACAAAUACGGAAUUCUUCUCCAUGUCGAUCUGAAAAAGAUGGAUGGAGAUUUUCAGGAACAGGUGUAUUGGAAUCUCUUACCUGAAGAUUUCAAACUGAAUCCAUCAGAAUUUUUCUCCAUGUUGGAGGCGAACGCAAGUGAAGUACUUCUGAUCCUGGAUGGCUAUGACAGUAAAAUAAGCCAGAGAGGUUUAGAGGACAUUCUCUCAGGGAUCCACCUACGUCAAGCUAAUGUCAUUGUUAUGAUGAAUCCCGAGAUUGUGUCUUCACCUGGAUUUAUUCCAGAUUCUCGGCUAUUUUCAAUGGGAUAUAGUAUGAACAAUGUCAGCAGAUGCAUGAAAACAUAUCUGUAUCAUUACAAAUUCAAUCCAGAAAAUCACCAGAGACUGUUCGAUACAGUGACUGAUGAAAAUUGGCAAUUCAGACCAUUUAUCACAAAACCAAUCUGCUGUUUGCUCAUUUUCGCCGUAUAUCAGUCCUCGAAAAAUGCCAAAAUUACCGACAUUACAGGAUUAACUUCGCUAAUGGAAGCUUACGGUUUUGCAAUGGCAACUCAGUUCUGCAAAAGACAAAAACUUGACAUUAUUGGCUUAGAAUAUCCCGAGGAAGUGGUUAGAGCAAUUGACCAGUUAAGUACCUUUGCAUUUAGAACAUUGAACGACGAAGAAUAUGCGUUUACAGAAGAGGACAUUCAUAAAGAUACUCAAAAUGCAAUUGUCUUCAAGUUAGGUGCGUUUUUCAAACUUACACCAGUUUCCAAGUGGAUGUUUACAUGUAGUCUAAUGCACGAUUUUCUAGCGGCGAGACAUCUGUCUGAUUAUGUUCUAGAGGAAAUGACCAGCGUUAUCAAGGAUCACCGAAUGAUGAAACAGUCACGUUACAAUCAGCUAGUGAUGUUCACGUGUGGCUUGUACAGAAACGACCAUGACACCCCGGUCAUUCGCCAGCUCUUCUCUGAAAUGGCAGUCCAGAACAUUCGACACACGCGGGUAGAGAGCGAAGAUUCAGACAUCUCGGAAGACGAAAUUAGGCCACUAAGACCUCCCAGCGGAAGAUUCAAUGAUUUUGCCCAAAGCCUACAAAGUCUAGCGGAAGCCAAAUUUAGGGAGGAUGCUCUUGAAGCCGUAGCCCAGUCGUUUCCACCUCGGACCGUUAUCAAACGUGACGGACUACUGCCGUACAAAAGUCUUCUUUCUCUCCCACAUAUCAUGCUUCACGAAACAAAUCGUAUUACCCAUCUAGAAAUUCAUCUCAUUCCUGUAUUCAUGUGUCAGAUCCAACUCUACACUGAUUUCGCGGAGGGUAUUUCUAAAAGCAAGGUCCUUGUUCACCUAAAACUUGUUUGGAGCUCUAUGGAUGUACUAGCUAGAUUUUUGGAUGCAUUUAUGAAAACGACGGAAUCUAUAGAAUCAGUCAUUUUACAGGACGCCUGCAGAAAACCGAUAAAACAAGUAUCUGCUGCAACAUGGGCAACGUUGCAGAAUGCUUGCCAAAAUAUGACAAAAUGCAAGAGAUUCGCCUUCUUGCAAGGCAAAGUGGCAGCUAUUUCUUAUUUUGUCUUGCAACAUCUUCCAGACACAAUCCAAGAACUGGAUUUCACAGGAUGUGUACUUAAUAUGAUGUGCGCUUCCGAACUUAGUUCUAAAGUAGAGCAGGCUACUUGUUUGGAAGUUCUGGACAUUAGUCAGACAAGUUUGUUCGGAUCUGCAUUUGUUGCUGUACUGCAAGGACUGAAACUCAGCAGCACAAUGAAAACACUGAAACUUCGCGGUGCAAAACUAGACAGGGUUGGUGUUAUUACAUUAGCUGAAUGUUUGAAGUUAACACGGACUCUCCAAGUUUUGGAUCUGAGUGACUGCGAGCUAAACACAGACAUGUGCAAAACACUCACGGACGCAAUCGCAGAAAAUCAUAGUCUUCGAAAAUUGGUGCUGAAAAACACAAAAGUGACAAAUGAGGGGAGACAAGCAAUAGUCAACCCUAAGCUAGACCAACUCACAGUUGUCGGACUUGAUGAUAUGACAUACGUUUUACAGGCCGUCAAUGUUGCAUAGAUUUGUGAUGAUGCACAAAGCUUAAGAUUUUUGAGAUACAUCCAUCCAAGAAUCCAUUUAUCCUUUACUUUGACCCUAUUUUCUAAAAAAGGGUUGGCAUAUUUCUAGAAAUUGUUAUUUACAUAAAUUUGCUAUAGAGCUGCAGUAAUAGGGAAAUGUUCAUAGAAAUUAUACUCAAUAAACCAGAAAAAAGA